GCCAGUUCGCAGUGCAGUGCCGACGAGGAACGUGACGACAGGAUGUUGUCGAUAAAGCAAUUGUCACUAAUGGUAGCUAAACAUUUGGGCGUGUACGGUUCUCGUGAAAAUAAAGACGGUGCUCAUAAAUGGAUAAUCGGGGAGUCUCCGCUGGAAGGUCGAGGCCUGGUGGCCACGGAGGACAUCAAAACGGGCGAAAUCAUUUUCGUCGACCGUCCGCUCGUCUACGGCCCCCGAUCCGGGGCUAACGUGCAGCGAGGUUGCACCGUUUGCAAUCAAAUUGACAGCGACACCUUCUUUCAGUGUGAAAAAUGUGCUCUACUCCUGUGUUCGACGAGGUGCCAGAGCACCAGCACGCACUACGACGACUGCUGUGUGAUUUCCUCGUGGGCUCCCAAGGUACCGUUAGAAAAUAUAGACGAUGCGGUCAUGUCCUACGCGUUGACGUCGAUUAGAGCGCUACUUUUGAGCGACGACGACAAGGCCUUUUUAAAAUCUCUCCAAGCGCACGUCCUUCCUCAACACGGAAGCGAAGUGAGACGGAUGAAAGAAUUCUUCGAAGUACCUCCCGAGGACGAGGAGUUCAUGACCCUAGUUUCGUGCACAUUGGAUACGAACGCUUUUCAAAUGGCGACGGCAUACGGGAAGAGGGAGACGAGCUCCCGGGGACUGUAUCCUGUCGCGUCCCUUAUGAAUCACAAGUGCGUAUCGAACACGCGAUACGCCUUCAACGAUAAACGUGAAAUGGUUGUGCGCGCAGUCAAACCGAUUCGCGCUGGACAAGAAAUCUUCGCGUGUUACUCGGGAAUGCUGUGGGGGACGCCAGCCAGGAGACUACACUUGUACAAGACCAAACAUUUCCUGUGCACGUGCGACCGGUGCGCCGACCCCACCGAGCGGGGCACCUUCCUCGCCGCUCUUAAGUGUUUUUCUAGUGAGUGCCCGGGAUCCAUCCUCCCGAUUGAACCACUAAAGAUGAACUCGGCGUGGCAAUGUUUGGACUGUAACAUGAGAGUUCCGUACAACAACAUUUGCACUAUUCAAAGCGCCCUAGGCAGUCUCAUGGGGUCGUUGAACUUUGAAAAUGUGUGUGAUUUAGAAAAGUUCUUUCUGCAUAAAGUUUUAAAGUUUAUUCCGAGAACGAACCAGAUUGUGGUGGAUUUGCAGUGCCGCCUCGUGUGGGAAAUCGGAGAAGCUGAGGGUCUACAGUGGCACGAGCUAUCGGACUGUCGUCUGGAGCUGAAGGAGAGUCUGUGCCGCGACACGCUGCGCACGCUGGCGGCGCUGGGCGCGGGCGACGCGCACCUGCGGGGGCUGCUGCUGUACCACCUGCACGCCGCGCUGGCCGAGCGCGCUCGACGUGCGCCGGAACUCUAUGAGGAGCUGAAAUCUGAAAUCGAGUUCACUAUUGAACAAGCUCAAAGAAUACUGCAAGAUGAUCUCUCGGCGCCUCCAGAUCUUGAUUUGAGGCGCAAAUAUCUUGGACCAGGCUGUGACAAACCUCAAGAAGAAAGAUUUUUUAUUUUAUGUGAAGCGACGAAAAAUAAUUACUAAAGUGUGUUUGUGCAAAGACAAAAUAUAAUUUAU
Aricia agestis (brown argus) is the source of this 1587-nucleotide messenger RNA. Its product is annotated as SET domain-containing protein SmydA-8-like. The transcript is spliced from 3 exons. NCBI's taxonomy places the organism in Eukaryota, Metazoa, Arthropoda, Insecta, Lepidoptera, Lycaenidae. The record is from RefSeq and is a predicted model, not a curated record. Bases 43 to 1554 code for a protein of 503 amino acids. Gene Ontology annotation, molecular function: protein binding.